Messenger RNA from Mangifera indica (mango), 1668 nucleotides. Its product is annotated as glycerophosphocholine acyltransferase 1-like. Bases 224 to 1381 code for a protein of 385 amino acids. The transcript has 9 exons. The record is from RefSeq and is a predicted model, not a curated record. Gene Ontology annotation, biological process: phosphatidylcholine biosynthetic process. Lineage: Eukaryota; Viridiplantae; Streptophyta; Magnoliopsida; Sapindales; Anacardiaceae.
GUUAUUUUCUCCCCGCGGACCCGGAUGGUGAUGUAUUCAUUUGUAUAGAUGAAUUGGGAUGUAUUUUAUUAUGGUUCUUAAUCACCAUAACUGUACAAGCACGACAUUGAAGAUUUGAAGUCUUUACAGGUUCAUUUUAUUUCGCUUUUGGAGGAGGUUCAUUUUAUUUCGCUUUUGGAGGAGGUAAACGGGAACGAAGAGGAGAAAUUAAAAAAAAAAAAUUAUGGCCGGCAACGAAGAGCUUUUGGAGGAGGUAAACGGGAACGGGGAUUCAUUUGGAAUGGUGAAGCAGCGGUUCAAGGGUCGAUCUCAGAAAGUUGUUAAAACGAAGGAGAUGUUGUCUAAACAUGCCGUUAAGAUCGCUAAACAGGCAGAAGAACAUGAAAGAUUUAUAAAUAAGGUGACACAUCUUCUGGGCGUUCUUGGGUUCGGGGGUUUUUGUUUUCUAUUGGGAGCAAGGCCCCAAGAUAUUCCGUAUGUGUAUUGUUUGUUCUAUGUCACCUUUGUUCCCCUUCGGUGGAUAUAUUAUCGGUAUAAGAAAUGGCAUUAUUAUCUUCUGGAUUUUUGCUAUUAUGCCAAUACAAUCUUCUUGGUUGAUCUUCUUCUCUAUCCUAGAAAUGAAAAGCUUUUCAUGGUUUGCUUCUCAUUUGCUGAGGGGCCUUUAGCAUGGGCAUUGAUUGUUUGGCGAUGUAGCUUGGUUUUCAAUUCUGUUGACAAAAUUGUUAGUGUCCUAAUACAUCUUUUGCCUGGGUUAGUGUUUUUCACCAUUCGAUGGUGGAAUCCAGAAACCUUUGCUGCCAUGCGUCCGGAAGGAGCAUCACAAAGAGCAUCAUGGCCUUAUGUGGAAGAUAAAUCCUACCUUUUAACUUGGCUGUUUUGGGUUCCCUUAGCUGCUUACACUCUCUGGCAAAUUCUUUAUUUUCUCAUUGUUAAUGUCCUCCGCCGACAGAGGCUUUUACGAGAUCCUGAAGUCAUGACCUCAUACAGGGAACUGUCAAAAAAGGCACAGAAAGCAAACAACGUAUGGUGGCGUUUAAGUGGUUUGCUCGGGGAUCAGAAUCGCUUGUUCAUGUACAUUGCAUUUCAAGCUAUAUUUACAGUGGCAACGAUGGCACUCACUGUCCCCAUCUUCUUGUCAUAUAGAUUGCAUGUAAUUUUCCAAAUUCUCAAGGUUUCUGCAUCUGUCUGGAAUGGAGGAAGCUUUUUGCUAGAAGUGAUGCCUAGACAGGUGAUUUUGAAGGAGAAAAAGAAAACAGAGAUGAAACCAAUACAAUCUGAUCAGCUUGUUCAAUCCCCGACUGUGACUGUAAAUACCAUGAAAGCUGAUGACUCUACGGAGAUGGAGAAUACAAUGCAAACUGACAAUUUAACAGAAAAUUAGUUGCAAAAUAUGUUCUAAUUGAUUUUGAUACUUGCAGGUUUUCUUUUUUACUCUUUCUUUUUAGGGCUGAAUGGGAGACAAUAGAGGAGGUUUCAGGAGAUAGCUGCUGCUCCUGUUAGACAAGGAAACAAAGAAUUGUUUGGUUGAUUUGGGCCCUAUUCCCAGCUGAAUUUGUAUGUUCAUAAUCAUUUGUUGUAUAAAUUUUGUAGGAUUGUAUUCAUAAUCUGAUGUAUGUAUGAUGUUUUGGAUGAUUGUGCAUAUUAAAAUGAUUUUAUUUAUCAUGUAAA